AUGAAGACGGGGGCCGCAACCGAGCUGCAUAGGGGACCGCGACCGAGCUGCACGAAGACAGGGUCUCUCUCCUCCUCUCUGUCUCCGCAUCGGAUCCGAGGUGAGGCGGCGAUGCAGAUCCAGGUCCGGUGCGGGUGCGGCGAGGCGGCGUGCCCAAAGUGGGCGGUGGUGGAGGUGCAGGGCGUGCUGCAGCCGCAGCCCUGCUUCUCCGACUGCAUCCAAGACCUCCACAUCGGCCGCCUCUGCUCCACUUCCUCCGCCCCGUACUCCAAGGCAAGAACCACGAACUCUCCUCGUAGCGGUCGGGCGCGAAGAAGAAGAUGGCAGGGCGGCGCCUGCUCACGGCGGCCAGGCGCGGAGAGGAAGGCGUGUGGGUGGUGCUGGCUUGCCACGGCCGCGCGCAGAGAUGGAGGCGGCGGAGCGACGCUGGCUCACAGUAGCCGGCUGUAG
This is a messenger RNA of Triticum turgidum subsp. durum (durum wheat), 450 nucleotides long. The record is from the annotation of a GenBank genome assembly. NCBI's taxonomy places the organism in Eukaryota, Viridiplantae, Streptophyta, Magnoliopsida, Poales, Poaceae.